Molecule: messenger RNA, 393 nt
Organism: Fusarium subglutinans
Lineage: Eukaryota; Fungi; Ascomycota; Sordariomycetes; Hypocreales; Nectriaceae
Exons: 2
Coding region: 1-393 (130 amino acids)
Source: RefSeq, a predicted model, not a curated record
AUGACCAAUUUCGGGAUCGAGACUAACUUCCGGAUAGAUGAUGAGACCGUCGACAAGGUCGCAAAGGUCGACAGCCAGAAGGUCCAGAAGAACCAGGACAAGUCUGGCGAGACUGAGGCUAAGCCUGCCAAGGUUGAGAACAAGCAGCCCAAGGCUACCAAGGUCCAGAACAAGGAUGAGACCAAGAACACCAACGACAAGGACAACACCAACGAGGACAAGAACGUCAAGGCUGACAGCCCCAAGACCCUUGCUACAAAGGUCCGCAACAACGAGCACCAAGCCACCAAGGUCCAGGCCGUUGAGCACCAGGCUACCCAGGCUGAGGGUAAGAAGUCUGCUUGCAAGACCACCAAGGGCUCUGCUGCUCAGCCUAAGAUCACUCAGGCUUGA